Molecule: messenger RNA, 768 nt
Organism: Boleophthalmus pectinirostris (great blue-spotted mudskipper)
Lineage: Eukaryota; Metazoa; Chordata; Actinopteri; Gobiiformes; Gobiidae
Product: zinc finger CCHC domain-containing protein 3
Exons: 2
Coding region: 1-768 (255 amino acids)
Molecular function (GO): nucleic acid binding; zinc ion binding
Source: RefSeq, a predicted model, not a curated record
AUGUCGGCCUCCCAUGCCGGCAGGAGGAGGCACCACAGCGUGCGCUUCACUUUGCGGGAGGUCAACGGGAAGGUGCCUCCUUUUUCCCGGUUAGACUUCUCCCGCGGCCUGGUUCAGAAGGUGCUCUCGUUCAAGCCUGAUGACUUGAAUUGCAUCCUGUCUCUGCCCUUCAACAGAGGGUUUAAGAAAGUGGAGCCCCAGUUUGCUGCAUUCACGGUUGAGAACCUGAAUGAUAAUUCACUGAAACAUGUGAUUGUCAGGAUGUUCAAUGAGACUGUGAGUGCAGAUGAUAUUUGUUUAUGGCUGGGAAGAUUUUGCACGGUGAAGGGCCAGGCUAUCAAGGUUAGAGAUGUGGACGGCAUUUGGACCGGCAGCUGGAGGGUUCCUGUCCAGCAAUGGCAGGACCCCCAGGGCUACCAAGGCCUGAAGCACCUGCCUAGUAUGAUAGUUCUGGGAGAAAACCGUGGCUACAUACACUACCAGGGACAACCCAAGCUCUGCCGGAGGUGUGGAGAGCACGGGCACUUGGUGGAGGCUUGCACUCAAGUGGUCUGUGGUAAGUGUAGAGAAAUUGGACACACAUUUGAAGAAUGUGCCAAUGGCAGAAAGUGUAACUUGUGUGGGGCGUCUGAUCAUCUGUUCAGAAGUUGCCCCAAAUCUUUUGCCAACAAACUGAAGGCCGGUAGAUCCGAAAAUGGACAAGGUGGAGGUCCAAUUGAGUUAAUUGGAGAGGAGGGGCUGGCUGUUUUUACUGUAAACUUCUUUUAG